Messenger RNA from Perca fluviatilis (European perch), 5282 nucleotides. It is a transcript of the gene tlr7, whose product is annotated as toll-like receptor 7. NCBI's taxonomy places the organism in Eukaryota, Metazoa, Chordata, Actinopteri, Perciformes, Percidae. Bases 1018 to 4185 code for a protein of 1055 amino acids. Gene Ontology annotation, cellular component: plasma membrane. Gene Ontology annotation, biological process: canonical NF-kappaB signal transduction; defense response to virus; toll-like receptor signaling pathway. The transcript is spliced from 2 exons. Gene Ontology annotation, molecular function: pattern recognition receptor activity; protein binding. The record is from RefSeq and is a predicted model, not a curated record.
GUUUACCAUGUUAACCAUCUUAGCUAAUUAGCACAAAACACAAAGUACAGAUGAGGCUGAUGGAAAUACCAUACGUUUUGCAGCUAUUUGGUCCUAAACCAAAGUAUUGGACAAAUUUAAAUGUUGAUCUGAUGAUGAGGCUUGAUGAAAAGUUAGACGAUUGCCAAAUUAUAAUUCAUUAUACCGGGACCCCAAAUGCCUGUACACAUUUUCAGUGCAAUCCAUAGCUGUUUAAAAGGUCCAGUCUGGACAAAGUGGUGGACCGAUAGACAGAGCGACAAUGCCAUGCCCUGCUGCCAGCAUGGCUAAAAAAACACUUUGUCAUCAUGCCUUUUUACUAAAAGAGGCUGAUCAGGUGGAUGCUUUUUCUAAAACUACAGCGUCUAUUCCUGCAUUGGGUUUCUCAAAUAAAGGGCCAAAUAUACACACAUACUGUCUGGACAGAUUACGCAUUAGAGUGAAUGUUACUCAGCUGGUAGAUCUAGAGCCACAAAGUAGCAAAAGAUUGAGGAAGAAUAUUCUUCCUGGUGCCAGAAUAGCGUGUUUACCAUGUAAGCUGGUAAACCUAAACCCAAGCAUAGGUUUCACUUUCCCCUGCAGGCUAACAAAAAAAGAAACUGAUCUUGGUAGUAGCCACUGAAUAACCCACAGUUACUCCAGCUGUGCUGUUAUACUGUACUAUAAGAGCAAGCAACUAUCAUCCUUUGACCCCUCCAUUCUAAAGGCAACCUCCUUGUAGUAAUCUCAGCAGAAAGCACAUAUUUGUUACCAUUAUAUAACAAACACGAUCAGUCAACCAUUAUCAAACACACAUAAUAAAAGAUGGAAGAUUUGGAUGUGUGCGGUUUAUGACGAUAGGGAAGUGAUGCUGGCUAAUUAUACACACAAUGGGCUAACCAAGCCACCUGUUACUUUCAUGUCAUCCCCUUAGAGCUGAUCAUCAAUGUUACACUUCUUUCAGUACUCGAUCUCAACAGAACUAAUAGCAGGACCUCUUUUAAGUCUCUCAUGUGAACAAUGUUCUUCCAUCUGAUGUGUGUGGCACUGCUGGGCCUGUGGUGUUGUCUCACCACAUCAACAGCUAGCGUUUCUUACCCCAAAACUCUGCCCUGUGAAGUUAGAGAGACCGACAACGGGAGUGUGGUGACGGUGGACUGCACUGAAAGAAGCCUCAAAGAUAUCCCCCUUGGCAUCCCCAGAGACACUACCAAUCUGACGCUCACCAUCAACCAUAUUCCUAACUUAAACUCCACCUCCUUUCAUGGUCUGGAGAAUCUGACUGAGAUUGACAUGAGGUGCAACUGUGUGCCCAUCAAAAUUGGGCCCAAGGACCGCAUGUGCACAAAGAGUGUGAUCAUAGAGGAAAACACCUUUUCCAGUCUGAGGAACCUGCGAGCACUGUAUCUAGAUGGCAAUCAGCUCUACAGUAUACCUAAAGGCCUCCCUCCAAACCUGAUCCUGCUGAGUUUGGAAGUGAAUCACAUUUUUUAUAUUUCAUCAGCAAACCUCUCUGAGAUUAGAAAUAUUCAGAUGCUUUACCUCAGUCAAAACUGUUAUUUCCGUAACCCAUGUAAUGUUUCCUAUGAAAUAGAGGAUGGCGCAUUUUUACAGCUUAACAAUUUAACAUUGUUAUGUCUUAAGUCAAAUAACCUAUCCUUUAUUCCACAUCGACUACCCACAAGUCUGAAGGAGUUGUACCUCUAUAACAACAACAUUCAAGAAGUCACUGAUGAGGAUUUCAAAAACUUAACUAACCUUGAGAUUCUAGAUAUUAGCGGAAAUUGUCCUCGAUGUUACAACGCUCCUUUCCCAUGCAACCCGUGCCCAAAUAAUUCCCCACUUAAAAUCAGCAAGACGGCUUUUAAAAUGUUGACAAAGCUAAAGACGCUGCGUCUGCACAGUAACUCUCUGACAUGUGUGCCAUCUGAGUGGUUUGCCAGCACAACAGAGCUAAGAGUUCUUGAUCUCUCAUCCAACUUUUUAGCAAGAGAGAUAGGAGUCACACACUUUCCACAUUUCCUGGGCAAACUGGAAGAACUGGACCUUUCAUUUAACUAUGAGCUUCAGAGGUACCCUGAAACACUGAGACUGAGCCACAAUUUCUCAUCCCUCAAAUCCCUUCGAAUUCUCAGACUGAAGGGCUUUGUGUUUCAGCAGUUAAAGCCAGAGAGCAUUGCUCCAUUAAAACCUCUAACAAACUUGGAGGUUGUGGAUCUGGGUACAAACUUCAUUAAAAUGGCAAACCUUAGUAUUCUGAUGGAAUUAAAAAGCUUUAAAAUAAUCAGUCUGUCUGACAACAAAAUAUCAUCCCCCUCUGACGGCCAAGAAGCUGUCGGUUUCUCUGGGGGAGAGCCCUUGUACUGGUCUCCCAUGUCGCCUGCAGAUCAGUACCAAAGUAAGGAAGUGAGAGAGAUUCAUUACUUCAGAUAUGAUGAAUAUGCUCGCAGCUGCAAAUACAAAGAUAAAGAACUUGGAACGAUUACAUCCUUUGUCAACAAGAACUGCAGUCAGUUCGGCAAAACCUUGGAUGUGAGCAGAAACAACAUAUUCUUCUUGCAUUCAAGAUUUCUAAAUCUGGGAGAGCUUAGAUGCCUGAAUCUGUCUGGAAAUGCAAUGAGCCAAAGUCUGAAUGGCUCUGAAUUUAGCUAUCUGGCUAAUUUACAAUAUCUAGACUUCUCCUCAAACCGCCUGGACCUGCUCUACUCCACAGCAUUUCAAGAGUUGAAAAGUCUGGUCAUCUUGGAUAUAAGUUACAACAAUCAUUACUUUGAGUCAGAGGGCUUGACUCACAUGCUUAAUUUCACUAGAAAUUUGAAAAAUCUCAAGAUAUUGCUCAUGAACCACAACCAGAUAUCCACUUCCACUAACACGGAGCUAGAGAGCGAAUCUCUAGAGAGGUUAGAGUUCACAGGUAACCGGUUAGAUAUGUUGUGGAGGGACGGGGACAUUAGGUAUGUCAAUUAUUUCAAGAAAUUACAUAAUCUGACUGUCCUCGACAUCUCUCAUAACAACCUUAAUUUCAUUCCACAGGAAGUGUUCAGUGGUUUGCCAGACAAACUGUCUGAGCUGUACAUCAAAAAUAACAAACUAAAGGAUAACUCCUUUGAUUGGGAGAAACUACAACUUUUAAGUUCUUUGCAAGUCUUAGAUCUCAGUGGGAACAGCUUAACUACUGUUCCGCCCAUGCUGUCAAUCUGUACCAAAUCUCUAAAGAAGCUCCUGUUACAUAAAAACCAGAUCCUAAAACUCACGCCAGAUUUCCUCAAGGAUGCCUACAACUUACAAUAUCUGGAUCUUAGUUUUAAUCACAUACAGUACAUUGACAAAUCAAGCUUUCCAGAUGACGUCAUCAAUAAGAUGAAAAUGCUGCUUCUGCACAAAAACAGAUUUGUGUGCACUUGCAACGCCACUUGGUUUGUCACAUGGCUCAACAGGACCACAGUGCCCAUCCCCAGACUGGCCACGGAUGUUACUUGUGCUAGCCCAGGGGCACAAAGAGGUCAUCCUGUGCUCUCAGUGGACCUGCUGGCCUGCCAGCACAGCUACCUGUCAAUCAUCCUCUACACACUCAUGACUUCCCUCGUCCUCAGCUUCCUCACCCUGUCAAUCUCCAGCCAUCUCUUCCUGUGGGACGUCUGGUACAUCUACCACUUCUGCAGGGCAAAGCUCAAAGGUUAUGGGCGCCUGAACUCCCAAAGCUCCACCUAUGAUGCCUUUGUGAUAUAUGACAAGGAGGAUCUGGCGGUAACAGAGUGGGUGAUGAAGGAAAUGGUUGCUCAUCUGGAGGACCAUGGAGACUGCCGGCUGACGCUUUGUCUGGAGGAACGGGACUGGAUCCCUGGAUGCCCCCUGAUCGACAACCUCUCCCAGAGCAUCCACAACAGCAAGAGGACCGUGUUCAUUCUCACCAGCAAAUAUAUCAAAAGUGGCAACUUCAAGACCGCUUUCUACAUGGCCCACCAAAGACUAAUGGAUGAAAAAGAUGACGUCAUCGUACUGAUCUUUUUGGAGAAAGUACCUUGCGAUUCAAAGUACCUGAGAUUAAGGAAGAGACUGUAUAAGCGCUCUGUGAUGGAGUGGCCUACAAACCCUCAAGCCCAGUUCUACUUCUGGUUCAGCCUGAGAAGUGUAUUAGCAACUGAAAGUCACAAACAAUACAACAAUCUCUUCAAAGAGACAUUGUAAAACAAUAUACUGUCAUACUUAGUUCCUUCUUAAUUAGAGAUGGCACUGAAUGUACAUCUGUAAAUGAAUUACAAUGUGUGAACAUCCCACUAUUUAAACAUAAGACAAAGAGAAAUGAUUGUGACAUGAAUGACUAAUUGUCUAUUAUGAAUUCCCUUUUUACAGUAACUCAAUAGGGAACUGGUUGGCACUCUUUGUCAUCUACACAGAUAAUUAUGAUUUUGACUUUGUCUGAGAUGGCAACAAAACUGUUUACAUGUCAUGAAAAAGGAAAUGAAACAGAUGCACUUCUGCAAUUGAGAGGCUACUUCUGCCCCAGAGCCUCUUUGUGAGAAUCAGCCAGCUCGCUGUGUUUGUUUGACUUCAGCAACAGGGGGAUUUUUUUAUUUUUUUUUAUGUGUGUUAUAUUUUAUAGAUUUUAAGUUGGAUAUAUUAACUUUGGUGACUUGAUGCAAGACAGUGUCAUCAAGUAGUUAAUUUUCAGUUUUACUUUAAAGAUUGCCAGUGCCACUGUUUCUUGCAAGGUUGUCAUUCAAGAAUCAUAAGGAAUCAGUACCACAAUGGUGAGUUUUAUUGAUACAAGUUUCUCCGUACGUUUUUUAAGCUUUACUCUAUGAAUAGCAGAGAAUAGAUUUACAUACUGAAAGUAAUAUGAAUGUUUUCCUCGUCCGACGUUUGUUAUAGAUUUACUGGUUACCUGUAUGAACUUUUUAAUUGGAUGUUUCUGUAAUAUAACCUGUGAGGGUUUUCGUCUUCUGUGAGGAACUUUAUGGCACUAGAUAAUAUUUGGUGUAUACAUUUACAGUAUUUUACUAUGAAACUAUUUGAAAACUGUUUGGCAUUUUUUAUAAUUGAGUGUUCUACAUUAAAUAAUUUACAUUAAAAUGUAUUUACAACUGUGUGAAAAAAAAAUAUAUCAUCUUCUUUCUAUGAGUAUAAUAUUUGAACAAGCAGCGGUCCGUCAUUGGAUUAGGAAUUACAAACUCAUGCUGUGCAGCCAAACCCACAUAACGAACAUAAUAUCAUGUGUCAGGCCGACAUCUUGUUAAAUGUGUCUCAAAUAAUUUAUAAUAAAUAAAGGGGAAACCAGAUGCUAA